AUUUCUCAUUUGAAAAAGUCGAGUUAUGUCUCAAGGAAAGGAUGAAGGGAAACUCGAAGACUUGUACCUAAUUACCCUUAGGAAUGGACCCUUUGCUCACGAGAGCUUUUCACCUAGCGAGGACUUGCUCAACUUUUUAUGGAACGAAUGCAAGGUAUUGGUAGUAGGUGCUGGAGGUUUGGGUUGUGAACUUCUCAAAGACUUGGCGUUGAGUGGUUUUAGAAAUAUAGAAGUGAUAGAUCUGGACGUGGUUGAUGUAACCAAUUUGAAUAGGCAAUUUUUGUUUCGUCAACAAGACGUUGGAAAACCAAAGGCUGAAGUUGCUGCAGCUUUUAUCGCAAAGCGUAUCAGUGGCAUCAAUAUAAAAGGCCACCAUGCGAAUAUAUAUGAUCAACCUAGAGAAUUUUACAAACAGUUCAAUCUUGUAGUUGCAGGACUGGACUCUAUAGAUGCUCGUCGUUGGCUCAACGAAACUUUAAUCGAUCUCGUAGAGACCAACGAUGAUGGCACUAUUGAUGUUUCAACUGUCAUACCACUCAUUGAUGGGGGAACAGAGGGCUUUAGAGGACAAGCGAGAGUAAUCAUUCCUAAAAUGUCUGCUUGUUUUGAAUGCAAUCUGGAUCUAUUUCCACCACAAAUUAGUUAUCCUUUAUGUACGAUAGCUAAUACGCCUCGUCUUCCUGAACAUUGUAUUGAAUAUGCGAGUGUUAUUUUGUGGCCUCAACAACAACCUUUCGGAGCUGGUACUAAAGUUGAUGGAGAUAAUCCGGAACAUGUGAAAUGGAUAUUUGAGCGUGCUCAAGAAAGAGCCAAUCAGUUUCAUAUUCAGGGUGUUACAUAUCGUUUAUCACAAGGAGUAAUCAAACAUAUUAUUCCAGCAGUUGCUUCAACCAACGCAAUAGUUGCAGCUUCCUGUGCAAAUGAAGCAUUCAAAUUGGCCACUUAUAUUGCAAACCCUUUGAAUAACUAUAUGUUGUACAAUGGAGAAUCCGGAGUGUAUACUUAUGCUUUUGAAACUGAAAGAAGAGAAGAAUGUCCUGCUUGUGGACGUGCUCAACCCAAAAAAAUUUGUGUUUCUCCCAAGUGGACAUUGGCUGACUUGAUUGAAGUGUUACGAGAAGAUACUGAACUGCGAGUCAAGUCACCAAGUCUUACUGUAUCCUCUAGAGCUCUCUAUUAUUCAUCUCCUGCUUCCUUGGAACAAGCAACUAAAGAAAAUCUUCCUCAAUCACUGGACUGCCUUUUGGAAGAAGGAUGUGAGAUUUUUCUAACCGAUCCUGCACUUCCUUUAGGUAGAAAGUUGCAAAUUUUUUUUCAUAAAUGUAGCAAAAAGAACAAAUAAGUUGAUAUUCUUAUUCUUGUUUAUUCAAGCGUCAUUCUCACUUAUGCUUAGUACAUGUGGUUGAGUGAUCACACGGAAAGCAGCAUAUGAGGAUAACUGUUGCAAUAUAGUUCUUUUCGUAUAC
Galdieria sulphuraria is the source of this 1466-nucleotide messenger RNA. Its product is annotated as ubiquitin-activating enzyme E1 C. Gene Ontology annotation, molecular function: NEDD8 activating enzyme activity. The transcript has a single exon. Bases 26 to 1342 code for a protein of 438 amino acids. Lineage: Eukaryota; Rhodophyta; Bangiophyceae; Galdieriales; Galdieriaceae. Gene Ontology annotation, cellular component: cytoplasm; nucleus. Gene Ontology annotation, biological process: protein neddylation. The record is from RefSeq and is a predicted model, not a curated record.